AUGGGCGGCGGUCCAGGCUUCCGUUCGGUAGCCUACUUUGUCAACUGGGCAAUCUACGCCCGCAAGCACCGCCCCCAGGACCUCCCCGUCGAGAACCUCACCCACAUCCUCUAUGCCUUCGCCAACGUCCGCUCCGACACGGGCGAGGUCCACCUCACCGACGGCUGGGCCGACACCGACAUCCACUGGGAGGGCGACAGCUGGAACGAAGUCGGCACCAACCUCUACGGCUGUCUGAAGCAGCUCAACCUCCUCAAGCGCCGCAACCGCAACCUCAAGGUCCUGCUCUCCGUCGGCGGCUGGACAUACUCCUCCAACUUCAAGAACCCCGCCAGCACCCCGCAGGGCCGCGACACUUUCGCCCGCAGCUGCGUCGACCUGAUCAAGAACCUCGGCUUCGACGGCAUCGACAUCGACUGGGAAUACCCGCAGAACCAGGCCGAGGCGUCCGACUUCGUGGCCCUGCUGCAGGCGACCCGCGACGCCAUGGAUGCGUAUGCUUCGACGCUGCCGCAGUGGUACCACUUCGAGCUGACCGUCGCGUGCCCCGCCGGCGCGCAGAACUACGAGAAGAUGAACCUCCCCGCCAUGGACCGUCUCCUCGACUUCUGGAACCUGAUGGCGUAUGAUUAUGCGGGCUCCUGGGAUAGCACCGCUGGCCACCAGGCGAACCUGCAGCCCUGCAACAGAAACCCGAGAUCAACACCCUUCAGCACGGCUGCCGCGCUGUCGUAUUACACCUCGCACGGCGUGAACCCCACCAAGAUCGUGCUGGGUAUGCCGCUGUACGGCCGUGCCUUUGAGAACACGGACGGUCCCGGUGCGCCGUAUUCUGGCAUCGGCGAGGGAAGCUGGGAGAAUGGCGUGUUUGACUACAAGGUGCUGCCGCUGCCCGGCUCGCAGGAGUACGUGGACGAGGAGACCGGGGCGAGCUAUUCCUACGAUGCCGGCAGGAGGAAGAUGAUCAGCUACGACAACCAGCACCUGGCACGGAAGAAGGGCGAUUACAUCAGGGGGUGGGGUCUCGGAGGCGGCAUGUGGUGGGAGAGCAGCGCCGAUAAGCCCGGCCAUGAGUCUCUUAUCGGCACCGUCGUGCAUGCCUUUGGCGGACCGCAUUCGUUGCAGAGGCGGGACAACUGCAUCACGUACCCGGAGACGAAGUAUGAGAACUUGAGGAACGGAUUCCCCAACAAUUAG
Molecule: messenger RNA, 1197 nt
Organism: Colletotrichum chrysophilum
Lineage: Eukaryota; Fungi; Ascomycota; Sordariomycetes; Glomerellales; Glomerellaceae
Exons: 2
Coding region: 1-1197 (398 amino acids)
Biological process (GO): chitin catabolic process; carbohydrate metabolic process
Cellular component (GO): extracellular region
Molecular function (GO): chitinase activity; chitin binding
Source: RefSeq, a predicted model, not a curated record